AUGCGAGAUUUAUUUAACUUACUUUGUGGUGAUGAGAAUGUUUGUUUGCACGUUCUAACAUUCCUUGAUAUGAGUUCAAUAUGUAUAAUACAUCGAGUCAAUAAGCAUUUUCAUAAUUUACUGGAGAGUACAGUGGGAGAUCGAUGUAUUUAUGGAUUAAAAGUGUAUCAAAUUGCGUUCAAAAUUCUAAAUUAUUCAUCCGAGUUCAAGAAAAAAGGAAUGAUGAUGAACGAAGCAUUGAUUUUGAACUUUUUUAACUGGGGACAUAAAGCACCUAAUAAUCAAACAGAAUUGGAUUGUCGAUCAUCGGAAGGAGUAGGAACAAAUUCAUCAAACUUGAAAUCAUUCUUUCUAAAUAAUACUACAAACUCGAUAGUAAGACGAAUCAAUAUGGAUAGAAAUAAGCCUUCCUUAUUCAAGGAAAUUUUGAAAGAGUUUUACUUCUUUCCAUUUCAUAGGAUUGGCUUCAGAUCGGAAGCAUAUGCAUCAUACAAAUCCAAGCAUGAUGAACUAUUAAUCGAAAGAUGGAGACCAUGCAAAUUGAUAGCACAAAUUCUCAAACAGUUUGGCAACUCCAUUCAAGAUGUAAUUGUGGAUUUUCAAAAUUAUCUUAUGAUGUACACUCAGAAUAAUUGGAGCCUUUCAAAGAAUGAUGUUGGGAAAUCCGCUGUGAUGAUAGAAGCAGGUAAUCUUUCAUUAGAACAAUCAAGGUUUAUUGAAAUACCUGACAUCUCAGACUCGGAUUUGUUGUUCCACUAUCUUGACAAAUUUUCUUCUUUGCUGAGGAUGUAUGAAGUUGGAGUAGCAACCAAAAUUUCGAUUAAGAGAAGUACUGUCACAUCGAAUUCUUGGAGAAAUCCUCAAUAUGACAUGAAAACACCCACCGAAUGCGAGGACAUAUUCUGUAAGGCUCAAUCUUCUGUUCGAGCGAUAACACUUGUUGGAGGUUUAAAAAAACAAAUAGAAUAUAAUUUGAGCACUGAGUUGAGUGAAAUGAGAGAAGAGCUGUUUGGAAAUAGCAAGCAUCACGCUUACGUAUGGACGGCUGGUUGCUCUGCUUACAAUGCUCGCCAACAGGUGUUUAUUAUCUGUCCUAAGGAUUGGGAUGUCCUGAAGUUGAAGAGCUACGAAAAACAUAUAUCGUUUUGA
Naegleria fowleri is the source of this 1149-nucleotide messenger RNA. RefSeq lists its product as uncharacterized. The transcript has a single exon. NCBI's taxonomy places the organism in Eukaryota, Heterolobosea, Eutetramitea, Acrasida, Naegleriidae. The record is from RefSeq and is a predicted model, not a curated record. Gene Ontology annotation, molecular function: protein binding. Bases 1 to 1149 code for a protein of 382 amino acids.